CAUAUAAUAUAAUUUUGACUUUCCAUUUCCAUCCGUUUCAUUGUUCAGAUAAGGUUUUAAGAAAGAUAAAUGUCCACAAUCCACUUGUUUCAGUUUUCACGCUGGUAGCGCACGUGGGAAUUCCUCGUGAUAGUAAAAACAGGAAGGUUAAUAGACGCGAGUGCUAUCGACCUAGUCGGCCAACGGUUAUAACAGCAUUUUAAAGUACAGUAAACCAUGUCGUGGCUUUUUGGGUAUCGUAAUGCACAACCGCAAGACUUUUCGCAAUUUGUACAACCACCGGCAUCCGAUGGGGCUGGAGGCGGAGAUGAUCGUGCACCACCGCCUAGAAUUUCUCAAAUGGAACCGUAUCGAUUUGACUCGAGUGCUUUAGAAAGAGCAGCAACAGCUGCCAAGGAGCUCGAAAAAUCUUUGCAUGCCAAAGAGGCUUUAGAGCUAUCUAAAAUGCAAGAAACUACCAAACAAAUGGAAAGACAAGCAGAAGUAAAAAAGUAUGAAGCUAGCAUAGAGCAAAUGAAAGCUGAACAAAAACGUAUUGACGGGGAGGAAAGGAGAAAGGUCUUGCAAGAAGAAACUAAACAACAUCAAAUGAGAGCUCAAUAUCAAGAUCAAUUAGCAAGAAAGCGAUACGACGACCAACUGAUACAACAACAGAGAAUGAACGAUGAAAAUUUGAGGAGGCAGGAAGAAUCAGUGGCGAAACAAGAAGCAAUGAGGAAAGCCACGAUAGAACAUGAAAUGGAAUUGAGACACAAAAAUGAAAUGAAAAAAUUGGAAGCAGAAGUUAAAGCGAAAGCAAAAAUAGACAGAGAAAAUCAAGAUCUGAAUAUAGAGCAAAUUAGGGUGAAAGCGUCCGAAAAACGAGUAACAGUUUUGGAGUCGAUAAAAACCGCUGGUUCGGUAUUAGGCACUGGGCUCACAGCUUUUCUUCAAGACUGGGAUAAAGUUAUCGCUGCAGCUGGAGGCUUGUCUUUGUUGGCUUUCGGAGUAUAUACCGCGAAAGGUACAACGGGUGUCGCUGCGCGAUACAUAGAAUCGCGGCUAGGGAAACCGUCUCUCGUUCGAGAAACUUCUAGAUUUACAGUAUUGGAUACGUUACGGCAUCCUAUCCAAGCGACAAAGAAAUUAAAAAAUAAACAGACCGAUGCUUUAUCCGGUGUUGUUUUAGCACCAAAGCUCGAAGAAAGAUUACGCGAUAUCGCGAUAGCUACGAAGAAUACGAAACAAAAUCGCGGGAUGUAUAGAAAUAUAUUGAUGCAUGGCCCUCCUGGGACGGGUAAAACAAUGUUCGCAAAGAAGUUAGCGGAACACUCGGGUAUGGACUACGCGAUUGUGACUGGUGGUGAUUUGGCGCCAUUGGGUCGAGAUGGUGUUACUGCUAUUCAUAAAGUUUUCGACUGGGCAGCAACGUCCAGAAAAGGUCUUUUGCUUUUCAUCGACGAGGCGGAUGCCUUUUUAAGGAAGCGAUCGAGUGAGCAUAUUUCAGAAGAUUUGAGAGCGAUGUUAAAUGCGUUCCUCUACAGAACUGGUGAGCAGAGCAACAAAUUCAUGUUGAUUCUCGCUUCAAACACUCCAGAACAAUUCGAUUGGGCUGUAAACGAUAGAUUGGAUGAAAUGGUAGAGUUUCACUUACCGGGUCGGGCAGAGCGUGAACGUUUAGUUCGACUUUAUUUCGACAAAUUCGUUCUUCAACCAGCGAUCGAGGGCAAUAAAAGGUUAAAAGUUGCACAAUUUGAUUAUAACGCGCUUUGUAGUAAAGUAGCCGAAAUAACCGAAGGAAUGUCUGGAAGGGAACUAGCGAAAUUAGGUGUCACCUGGCAAGCAGCAGCUUAUGCUUCCGAAGAUGGUGUAUUAACGGAACAAAUGGUUAUCGAUAAGUGCAAUGAGGCUGUUAAGCAACACAAGCAAAAGGUUCAGUGGCAGAGCGAACAAGAAAAGCAAGAGGCGAAAUCGAUUUACGCCACUGAAAAAGAAAUAGAGAUCCAACCUAUAAAAUCCAAGACAGCAGUCGAAUCAUCAUCGGACACAACUUCCAUAGCGACGGCUUAAUUAAUUACCGUAAUUGCACAAAAUGUUGCAAGCGAUAUUUCAUUAAGAAAUCAAUUAUUAGUAAAUGACAAUGGAGAAGGUGUAAAUGAUAUUGUUACGAGAGGACGGAAUUAAUACUGACUUCUUGUUUUCUAUACAAAAUAUACGUGUAUAAAUAUUUUAAGGUAGAAGUAUAUUUGUUGUAAAUUCCUAGUUAGAUUAAACAUUACGUACACUUAUAUACAUACAUAUAUAUAAAUAUAUAUAUAUAUAUAUUUAUAUUUGUGUGUGCGUGUGUGUGUGUAUUUGUAUAUAAGAGUGCUUGACUGACAGCGAAUAUGCUCUAAAACGUACUUCGGUUACAAUUUAAUGGAGGCAGAAGUCUUACAAAUCCUAAAAAAAUUCACACGAAUCAUUAAAAUUCAAAUAUGUACUUUAAUAUUUUACUACCAGCUUCGUUCUUUCUUUUCGCUUAUUUCUAAGUAGUAAGUUUCUUGAGCUUUUCUGUAUAUUGUCAAUUUCGUAUUAGCGAAUUUAUCGGAUUAAAUAAAUAGUAACAGAAAAUUCUCAGGAAUCCAGAAGUAGUAGGUUUUAAAUUGAUAAUAAAUUGUUGGAAAAUAGGAUGCAGAUUUAAUCGAUAUCAUUCAACAGUACUACUAAAGAGUUCAUGUACAUGUAAUAUCCUAUCUUAUAAGUUUCUGUAUCUAAAUUACAAUAAUCAUAGAUAUAUAAACAUUAAAAUAAUUCGAUAUAAACGUUUAAGGAACGUUCAAGUGUACUCUUAUAAUUAUUAAUAAAUAUUUAAUAUCUU
Bombus pyrosoma is the source of this 2839-nucleotide messenger RNA. It is a transcript of the gene bor, whose product is annotated as ATPase family AAA domain-containing protein 3A homolog. Gene Ontology annotation, biological process: mitochondrion organization. Gene Ontology annotation, cellular component: mitochondrion. The transcript is spliced from 4 exons. The record is from RefSeq and is a predicted model, not a curated record. Lineage: Eukaryota; Metazoa; Arthropoda; Insecta; Hymenoptera; Apidae. The coding region runs from base 217 to 2049 and encodes 610 amino acids. Gene Ontology annotation, molecular function: zinc ion binding; ATP binding; ATP hydrolysis activity.